UAUGUGCGGACCGAGGAGCCACACCCACACGCGAUCAUGUAGUGGCAAAGGCAUCGAAGGUGAUAGAUUCCUUUCGCUUAUUUGCGUUCACACCUACGACGCCUUCUAACCUAAAGAUUCCAUCACAAAACCGUGUUCACACGCAUGAAUCACAGGGUUUUUCAGGGUUUGACAUGCAAGAGAAGGUCAUGAGCAAGGUUGAAGAGGAAGGGUUUCUCGGAGAUUUCACAUCUUCUUCAACAACAACAUCAACAUCAACUCCUUCAUGCACAAAAGUGAAGAUCAAGAUUACAAAGAAACAACUUGAGGAGUUGCUUGGUAAGGUUGAAGUAAAGGAACUAUCAGUGCAGCAAAUUUUGUCCCAGUUGAUCAAUGGCAGUAGUGAUCAUGGAUCAUAUGAGCCGCAUCACCAGCCUUGGAGGCCUAAUCUACAGAGCAUACCUGAAUGA
Molecule: messenger RNA, 449 nt
Organism: Dovyalis caffra
Lineage: Eukaryota; Viridiplantae; Streptophyta; Magnoliopsida; Malpighiales; Salicaceae
Source: the annotation of a GenBank genome assembly